Molecule: messenger RNA, 2026 nt
Organism: Aphis gossypii (cotton aphid)
Lineage: Eukaryota; Metazoa; Arthropoda; Insecta; Hemiptera; Aphididae
Exons: 2
Coding region: 818-1840 (340 amino acids)
Source: RefSeq, a predicted model, not a curated record
UCUCUACAGAAAAUGUUAGUUAUAUUGAAAAUCAAAAUGAGUUAACAGAGAGUACAGAAACCUCAGAAAAUCAGUUGGCAGUACGUACAAGAAAAAAAAGAUCUAACCCAAAAAAUUUUAUUAUAACAUAAAUAAAAAAAAUAAAUUGAAUGGCAAAGAAUAUUAUGGUCAGAAAAAAACAAAUGGUGUAUGGUCAUACAAUAUACACAAACCUGCAAAAGUUUUGAAAUGUGUUUGCAACUGUAAAGUAAGCUCAAAAAACAGUAAAUUGAAAUGUAAAGAAGUUAAAGAAGAGGAACGGUUGAAAAUAUUUGAAGAAUUUUGGGAAUUGUCAAAAAAUGAGAAACAACUAUACAUUAAAAACUAUACAAAAAAAAAUCCAACUCUAAGGCUUAGAGGUACAAUAACUCCUUCAAGAAGAAGUUCAUCUAUCCAAUACUAUUUACAAACAGCUGAUGAUAGGGUAAGAGUUUGUAAAGUACUGUUUUUAAAUACAAUUGGAAUUAGUGAAAAAGUUUGUUUAAAAAUUCUCAGUCAUAAAGACAGCAAUAAUUCAACUUCUGAUAAUGAUAUUGAUGAUAAUUUUAACACCACAGAAAAUGCUUUAAACAUUUCAAAUAGUCAACGAAGUACUAAAACCACUGUAUCAGAGAAAAAAAGUUUUCUUUACAAAUUUUUAAACACUUUGCCUAAAUUAGAAAGCCAUUAUUGUAGAGCUAGUACAUCCAAAUUAUACUUAGAACCAAAUUGGACUUCAAAAACUGAAUUGUAUAAUUUUUAUUGUAAUGAUUAUUGCACCACUCAUAAAACUACACCAAUGAGCAGCUAUGUAUUUGAUAAAGUUAUAGAAGAACAAAAUAUUGGAUUGUUUCAACCUAAAAAAGAUGCCUGUGAUAUUUGUACAGCCUAUGAUACAGGAAAUUUAUCUCAAGAAGAAAAAGAAACACAUGACAGUAUGAAAAAAGAGGCAAGGAUGGAAAAAGAAAAGGACAAAAUGUCAGAAAAUGAAAUCUUUACUAUGGAUCUGCAAUCUGUCCUCUUAUGUCCAAAAUCAAAUGUUUCUUCACUUUAUUAUAAAACAAAACUUAUAGUACAUAAUUUUACAGUUUAUGAUUUGAAAAGAAAAAAUGGAUUCUGUUUUCUAUGGAAUGAAACUGAAGGCGGGUUAUCUUCCAAUGAGUUUAGUUCUAUUAUAAUUUAUUUUUUACAAAAAUAUGUUAUAAACUCAAAUACUGGAAAUUUGAAUUCUAUUAUACUAUACAGUGAUGGCUGUACUUAUCAAAAUAGGAACACUACUUUAUCUAAUGCAUUACUUAACUUAUCAAUUAACUCAAAUGUGACUAUAAUACAAAAGUUCCUUCAACGUGGCCAUACACAAAUGGAGGUUGAUAGCAUGCAUUCUACUAUUGAAAGAAAAGUAAGAAACAGAAAAAUAAAUGUACCCGCAGACUAUAUUUCAAUUUGCAAAUCAGCUUGUAUAAAAAGUCCUUAUACAGUAGAAUAUUUAACACAUGAUUUCUUUAAGUCAUUCUCUUCCAUAACUUUCUGUAAAUCCAUUCGACCUGGAAAUAAGAAAGGAGAUCCUAUUGUGACAAAUUUAAAAGCUAUCAAAUAUGAACCUGACAGACAAAUCAAAUAUAAAUUGAGAUUUACUGAAGAAGAUUGGAGUACUCUUAAACUUAAAAACAGCAAACAGAUUGCAGUUAAAUUUGAUGAACUACCUCAAUUACACAAUGAUAGACUGAAGAUAAAAAAAGAAAAAUAUGAGCAUCUUCAACAACUAAAAUUAACUAUGGAAAAAGACUAUCAUGCGUUUUUUGAUAAUUUACCUAAAGAGUAAAGAUAUUUUGGCAAAACGAUUACUAUUAUUAUUAUCAUUUUUAAUUUGUUAUAAUGUUACUUAGAUAUUUUAUUUAAAAAGGAAAAAUAUUUUAUUUGUUUGUUAUUUUUAGUUUCUUUUAUUUAAUUUGUAUAAUGUUAUUAUUAUCAAGGUUAUUACUUUUAUCACUAUACUUUACUAACAUUU